AUGGAGUUCUUUUCAUAUGAUCAGUCUGAUCUAGUGUCACAAUUCAUACUUGAUGAUCAUCACUCAAUGUUUUGGUUUGAUCAUGAAACUGAAAUCAAUGCUGAUCUUAGUUCAUGCUUUGUGUCUGAAGAUAAUUCAAGUAGUUAUGAUGAUAACUACUUCAAGAGUUUUUUCUCAGCUGAAGACCACCAACAAGUGUUUCAAGAUGUUCAUAACCAACAGCUUCAAGAGAGGACAUUUACCGAUGAUUUCGGUGUCUCUGGUUCGAAGAGAAAGUUUCAUAUUUCUGAUAAUGAAGUUGCCAUUCAUGCCGAAAUUCCUGAGAAGAAACCUCGGGCCACAACAAAGAAGAGAAAUUUAUCGAUGAAACUUCAAAGGAGUGCAAUAAUCGAAGAUGUUAAAGAGAGUAGUUUAACAGUGAAUGGUCAGAGUUCAAGUAGUUACAGUUCAGAAGAUGAUUCAAAUGUUUCACAAGAGAUUAAUGGAGGAAAUUUUAGCAAAAAAUGUUCAGAUGCUACAAUUGAUAACUUGAAUGGCAAAACAAGAGCAAAUAGAGGAUCAGCCACUGACCCUCAAAGCCUCUAUGCAAGAAAAAGAAGAGAGAGAAUCAAUGAGAGGCUGAGAAUAUUACAAAACUUGGUUCCAAAUGGUACCAAAGUAGAUAUCAGCACAAUGCUUGAAGAGGCAGUGCAGUAUGUCAAGUUCUUGCAGCUCCAAAUUAAGCUUUUGAGCUCUGAUGAGAUGUGGAUGUAUGCUCCAAUAGCUUACAAUGGGAUGGACAUUGGACUUGAUCUCAAUAACUCUCAAUUAAAGAGAUGA
Messenger RNA from Dioscorea cayenensis subsp. rotundata (Guinea yam), 819 nucleotides. RefSeq names its product transcription factor bHLH139-like. Gene Ontology annotation, biological process: regulation of transcription by RNA polymerase II. The record is from RefSeq and is a predicted model, not a curated record. Lineage: Eukaryota; Viridiplantae; Streptophyta; Magnoliopsida; Dioscoreales; Dioscoreaceae. Gene Ontology annotation, cellular component: nucleus. The transcript is spliced from 5 exons. The coding region runs from base 1 to 819 and encodes 272 amino acids. Gene Ontology annotation, molecular function: protein dimerization activity; DNA-binding transcription factor activity, RNA polymerase II-specific; RNA polymerase II cis-regulatory region sequence-specific DNA binding.